AAUGACAAUGUUAGGGAAAGAAAUAUACUAAUGUGAUACACAGAAAUAACAACACAUUAGAGGGAGGAAUUGAAAUUUAAUCUUGUUAACAUUGCUGCCCCUCCAUAGAGGUUCUUCAAUUGUUAACAAGAAUAAAUUCAAACUCACACCAUCUAGUAACAACAAAGAAAUCAACCAAUUGGAGAAUCUGCCUCUCUUAUAAGAGGGAGGUUCUCCAUUUGUUCAUUACAAAUUCAACCCUCCAAUGGAAUCAAGUAAUUUCAGGAAAGCCAUUGGAGCAUUCAAGGAUCAUACCAGCCGAACAUUAGCCAAAGUUGCCACGUUUUCUAAUCUUCGAGUCGCCAUUGUUAAGGCCACUGAUCACAAAGUAUGUCUUGCAAAAGAGCAUCACAUCCGCGAAAUCUUAACCCUCACGUCGUAUUCGCGGUGUCAUGCAGCUUCUUGUGUUUCAACCAUCGCUCAACGCCUAUGCAAGACCAAAGAUUGGGUUGUGGCCAUAAAAGCACUCAUCUUGAUCCAACGUCUUAUGCAAGAAGGAAACCCUUUGUUUAUGCAAGAGAUUUUCAUUACAACAUAUAAUGGCACUCACAUAUUGGACAUGUCAGAUUUUCGAGAUGCUGCCUGGGCUAACUCAUGGGAUUUUUCGGCUUUCGUGAGGGCAUAUGCUUUGUAUCUCCGUGAGCGACUCGAUUCCUGGAUAGUGGAAUGCGACCGAACAUAUGAGUUAUUUUCCUAUACAGAUGGUGAAGAAGAGGAGCAUCUAAGCCCUGGAACCAUUGUUAUUAGAACAACUCCUGUUUGGAAAAUGCAAAACAACCAAAUUUGUUCACGAAUACAGUAUUUGAUGAAACAACUUGAUUUCUUACUUGGCUGCCAACCUACAGGUGCUGCAAAGAAUAAUAGGAUUGUGGCACUGGCUUUAUAUCCACUUGUGAAGGAAAGUUUCCAGCUUUACUAUGACAUAACGGAGAUCGUUUUUAUAUUGCUGGAUCGUUUUGAAGAACUCGAUGUAGUAGACUCCAUGAAGGUUUUUGAGGUAUUAUGUCAAGUGGCAAACCAAUAUGAAGAACUCGAAACUUUUUACUAUUGGUGCAAUGAUGCCUGCAUUGCAAAGACUUCCGAUUAUCCAGAGAUAAACAAAAUUUCACAAAUGAAACUAGAUGAAAUGGACCUGUUUAUCAAACAAAAAAUAGAAAUAAAGCAACAAGAACUGAUUCAUGUACCAGAGCUUCAGCUCGAGCCUAAGCCUAAGCCUGAGCCUGAGCCUGAGCCUGAGCAAGAGCAAGAGCAAGAGCCUGAGCCUGAGUCUGAACAACAGGCUACACCACAUGUUAUUUCAGUUGAGCUAGUGCCAACAACCGAAGGAUAUAAAGAAGAGAAAAAAGACACAAAGACUCAAGAUAUAGGUGAUUUGUUAUGUUUUGGAGAUGAUGCUCCAACAACACAAGAAAAUUCAGACCAAUUGGCUCUAGCAUUAUUUGGCUGUGGUUUAGUGGCCGAAGCUUCAGAAAAAACCGGAACUCAACCAUGGGAACCCUUCAACGAGUCUGCCGAUUGGGAAACUACUCUGGUUCAAACCGCAAGUCAAUUAUCAAAACACCAACCAUCCCUUCUUGAAGGGUUUGAUACAUUGCUUCUUGAUUCAAUGUACCAACAAGGAGCAACACAAGUUGCUGCUAAUUCAGGAACAAUGACCACUGGAAGUGCAAGCAGUGUUGCCUUUGGAAGCACUGGAAUGCCAACACCACUAGCAUUGAUGCCGCCACCUUCAGCCAAUGGCACCUCACAAGGUGAAGACCCCUUUACUGCCUCGUUUGCAGUACCACCACCUUCAUACGUGCAGCUGUCGGAUAUGGAGAAGAAGCAAAGGUUAUUAGUGGAAGAGCAGAUGAUGUGGAAACAACAUCAAGGACAAGUGGGAAUGGCUAAUAUGUAUAUGAAGCAGUCUGUAUAAAACAUGGUUGGUUACACAUAUCAGUAAUAAUAUAUUGGGACAAUAGAUAUAUGGACACUUAUGAACACUAGCCUUUG
Messenger RNA from Helianthus annuus (common sunflower), 2031 nucleotides. Its product is annotated as putative clathrin assembly protein At1g03050. NCBI's taxonomy places the organism in Eukaryota, Viridiplantae, Streptophyta, Magnoliopsida, Asterales, Asteraceae. The record is from RefSeq and is a predicted model, not a curated record. Gene Ontology annotation, cellular component: clathrin-coated pit; clathrin-coated vesicle. The transcript is spliced from 2 exons. Gene Ontology annotation, molecular function: phosphatidylinositol-4,5-bisphosphate binding; clathrin heavy chain binding; SNARE binding. Bases 245 to 1954 code for a protein of 569 amino acids. Gene Ontology annotation, biological process: clathrin coat assembly; vesicle budding from membrane; clathrin-dependent endocytosis.